Centropristis striata (black sea bass) is the source of this 7764-nucleotide messenger RNA. It is a transcript of the gene zmym2, whose product is annotated as zinc finger, MYM-type 2. Gene Ontology annotation, molecular function: zinc ion binding. NCBI's taxonomy places the organism in Eukaryota, Metazoa, Chordata, Actinopteri, Perciformes, Serranidae. Bases 100 to 4356 code for a protein of 1418 amino acids. The record is from RefSeq and is a predicted model, not a curated record. The transcript is spliced from 25 exons.
GAAAGUUGUGCGUUCUGCGCACGCGCUCCUGGGAUUAAUGUCAAGGCACAAAAGUGGCGCUACACCGUUUCGAGCUCUACUCCGGUGGUUGCCUUAGUGAUGGAUGGGGAGCCAGAACCAAACCCUGCCAUAGCAGAAGAGGCAGGGGAGCGGGUGGAGCCCAUGGAUGCCACUCCCUCCCCCAAGCAAGAGACCACGCCCCCAUUCAAGGAGGAGGCUGGGGAGUCAGUUUCCAUGGUAAGGGAAGAAGAUGGGGCCACAAAAGAGGGUGGCACAGAGGACAAUGAUGACGACGUGGUCCUCAUAGGGGAAGAGGAUCCCCAGCCUUCUGUCACAACCCUUCCCCAAGACACACCAAGCACAGACAGCCCAGAGCCGGCUGCUGCUGGGGUAACUGUAGACAUGUCCACGGCAGAGGUGACCCCCAGUUCUCCUGCGUCUUCCAGCACUUCCACAACGACGGCAGUGGCUGCACCUCCUAAACCUCCAACCACAGAAGCAGAGCCCAUUGUCAUUGAGGACGAGGAGGACCCCGAGCAGAAAGACACUUCCUACUCCUCACCAGCGCACCCUGCAGGCUCCUCAGAAUCACACUCACCAGGUGUACUCAGCAGCACCGAGCCAGAUUCAGAGAUCAGGAUCGCCAGCGUCACCACACUGGGCUCCAGUAGCCAGAAAGGAGGCGCCACUGUUUCUGCGGCAAAUACACCUCCACAUGCAGUGGACGGUGAGGAAGACAUGAACCUGAUGAUAACCUCAGUGACAUCACUGCAGGGCAGGGUGACGACUGUCACAGCGGCAGGUGAAGGCCAGGCAGAGGAAAAUGGUCUGCAGAUUAGCAGUGCAUUCAGCCUGAAUCCUGACACCCCAUCUGGUCGACCAACAGCCUCCUUCAACCCUGGGCGGGGCUCAGCCCCCUUGGGCCAGCUGGUACAGAAUGGAGACACGGGGACGCACAACAGAACAGACUCGUGGAUCUCCCAAUCAGCUUCAGUACCCCGCAACCAAAAACAGACGGGUGUCGACUCUCUGUCACCAGCCACCUCCCUGCCCAAACCUCCAGGCCAGUCUUCCUCAUCUACUUCCUCCUCAGGUGCCCAGCCACAGCCCAGGACAGUCAAGGUGACCUGUGCCAACUGUAAAAAGCCUCUGAAGAAAGGCCAAACGGCCUACCAGCGCAAAGGCUCCACACACCUGUUCUGCUCCACUACCUGUCUCUCUGCCUUCUCACACAAACCCGCCCCCAAGAAGAGCUGCACCAUGUGUAAAAAGGACAUCACAAACAUGAAAGGUACCAUCGUGGCCCAGGUCGACUCCAGCGAGUCUUUCCAGGAGUUCUGCAGCACGGGCUGCCUCGGAGCAUACGAAAACAAGCAAAACCCGCCCAAAUCUGGCCUCAAAACCAAAUGUACUGUCUGCGGCAAGCUCACAGAGAUCCGGCACGAGGUCAGCUUUAAGACGGUGACCCAUAAGAUCUGCAGCGACACAUGUUUUAACGUUUACCGCCGGGCCAACGGGUUGAUCAUGAACUGCUGCGAGCAAUGUGGCGACUACCUGCCCAGCCGAGCGUCGGCCAACCACUUCCUGCUGGUUGACGGCCAACAAAAACGAUUUUGCUGCCAGAACUGCAUCAAGGAGUACAAGCAGGCCCACAGUAAACUUGCAACCUGCUUGACGUGCAAGACGCUGAUUAAGACGGGUGAGGUGCUUCACAGCCUCGGAGCGGGCGGCACCAUGGGCUCCUACUGCUCCGUCAACUGCAUGAACAAGGGCAAGCUGGCGUCGACCUCCUUCAUCACCACAGAGCCCACAUGUCACUUCUGUAAGAGGAAUUCGUUACCGCAGUACCAGGCCACGCUGCCAGAGGGAAACAUCCUCAACUUCUGCAGCUCACAGUGUGUUACCAAGUUCCAGAACGCUACUCUUCAAACAGCCACCAAUGGUCAAACCCCGCUCUCCACCACAAACAACACCGUCCAACUGAAAUGUAACUACUGUCGAGGAACGUUCAGCUUGAAGCCCGAAACUCUGGAGUGGGAGGAUAAAGUCUACCAGUUCUGUAGUAAGACGUGCUGUGAGGACUACAAGAAGCUCCACUGCAUUGUGACGUUCUGUGAGUACUGCCAAGAGGAGAAGACGCUACAUGAGAUGGUCAAGUUCUCCGGAGUCAAGAGACCUUUCUGCAGCGAAGGCUGUAAGUUGUUAUUUAAGCAGGACUUUAUCAAGCGGUUGGGUUUGAAGUGUGUCAGCUGUAACCACUGCAACCAGCUCUGUAAGCGAGGUUUAACCCGGCCAUUUGGCGGGAUGACCCGGGACUUCUGCAGCGAGGCUUGUGCCAAAAAAUUCCACGACUGGUACUACAAGGCGGCGAGGUGUGACUGCUGUAAGGUGCAGGGUAACCUGACGGAGUCAGUGAUGUGGAGAGCAGAGAUGAAGCAUUUCUGCGACCAGGAGUGUCUGUUAAAGUUCUACUGUCAGCAGAACGAGCCCAUCAUGGUCACACAGAAAGGCCCCGAGAACACCACAUUAGGGUAUGAAGGGGCCAAACUUGGGUUGGUAAACCAAGGCACUGUGGCGUACGCUGGCGGAGGUUUGAUGAGAGACGUCAAGAACAAGGCGGUGCUCUGCAAACCGCUCACACUGACCAAGGCUACUUACUGCAAGCCACACAUGCAGAGCAAACUGUUACAAACAGAUGUAGACGAUGGUGUGAAGAGGGAGUAUAUUCCUGUACCCAUACCUGUGCCUGUCUUCAUCCCCGUGCCCAUGAAUAUGUAUUCCCAGAUGACUCCCACCCCAGUCUCUUUGCCUGUACCGGUCCCUGUGCCUGUGUUCCUGCCAACCACCCUGCAGGGGGCAGAGCAGAUUGUCCAGACCAUCAAGGAGCUGAAGAACGAGGUGCCCUCCGACCCACUGGAGGCCGACCUGCUCUCCAUGGCUGAGAUGAUCGCAGAAGACCAGAAGCCAGAUGUUAAGCCGGUGAAGGUGAAGAGAGAGUGUGGAGGGGAGGAGGCCUCCAGCAGCAACUCUGAGGAAGAGGAGGAGGUGACAGGGACACAGGAGGAAGAGGAAAAGAAGGAGGAGGUGACAGAGAUGCAGGAGAAGCAGGAGGAAGAGGUGAAGGAGGAGGAGGAGGAGUACGAGCCUGAGCUGGACCUGGAGGCAGACUUCCCUCAAGCCUCAGACCCUGUUCCUGUCCUGGAGGGGAUGGACGAGGACAUGGGCUUCUCUCUACCUCCAGUCCUGGCUGAGGAGAAGGAGGAGCUGGAGGAGUCUGCACCUCGACCACAGCCCAGGAGACAAGGGAACAAGAGGCAGGCAGUGGAGGAGGGCUCAGAUCUGGCCUUGUCCUCUUCUUCCCAUCUAACAGACAGACGCUCAGAAGGACGGUCGCUGCCUCUCAAGGCUCGAUACGGCAUCCAUGCCUGGAAACGCUGGGCGUUGUCUCCUUCUGACCAAUCAGACGACACCAAAGUAAAAGAAGGCUCCAAACCAGCAGGACGAUCUAAAAGCAACCUGCUGUCGCUGAGUUCAGAGGAGCUGAACGUGGCUCUGUCCCGGUUUGUCACGGAGGUCUGCAGGCCCAGCGGGGAGCGCUACUCUCCAGACAGCAUCCUCUACCUCUGCCUGGGGAUCCAGCAGCACCUACACGCCAAAGGCCGGAAGGAUGACCUGUUUAGCGACCCGUGCUACCAGCAGUUUGGAGAAGAGCUCAACAAGGUCCUGAAGGACUGGCAGCCCAGCGUGCUACCUGAUGGCUCUCUGUGGGGUCGGGUGGAGGAGCAGAGUCUGUGGAGCAGCCGGCAGCUCGGGGAACAGAGUCCGGAAUCUCUGCUGCGCUCGCUGGUUUACCUGAACACCAAAUACUUCGGCCUGCGCACCGUGGAGCAGCACCUCCGCCUCUCCUUCGCCAACGUCUACGGCCCCGACACCGUCCAUCCUGUCAGCAAGGAGACCACCGUCUGCAUCCGCGUGCCUUCCAUCUCUCAGGAUCACCACGUGCAAACCGAGUCGAGGAAGAGGAAGCGCACGUUGGAGGACAGCGAUCAGGACUACCAACCAGACGACGACUCAGGAGGCUCCACCGUACGCUGCCCGGUGAAGAAGCAUGAGUGUCUUCUAUAUGACCUCUACAGAUCAAAGUGCCCGGCGUUGUUGCAGAAGCGUCUCGACGUCUUCUACGUCCAGCCGGAUCCGGCCUGUGGUCCCGACGACCCGCUGUGGUUCAGCUCCACUCCACUGGAGCGAAGGAUCCUGGAGAGCCUCCUCACUAGAGUCCUCCUGGUCAGGGAUGUUUACACAGACAAACAACACCUGGAGGAGGAGGACGGGGUUGAAGCAGCUGGCGGAGAGUAGCAGUCACUUUGACCUCUGUUAGCAGAGCCUGAACAGUCAGCCGAGGAGGAGGAUAGGUAGUAGUGUGUGUGCUCCUCCCCCGUCUUAUCCUCCUCCCUAACUUUCUGUUUCCUCCUGGUGAGGAGCGUCCACAACGGAGAAAGAAAAGGGAUGAUGAAAGUGGUGAUGAAGAGCAGCCCAAACUUUUACUUCUGCUGAUAGAUUCACAAACAGGAGGAGGUCAUAAACCAGAAGAGGAGGCACAAUGAGUCCUGGUUAGUUGGGAUUAAUGAGUGAGAGCUGUUUGUUUUAUUGGUCAAACCGUAAAAUCAGGUAGAAUAAACAAGGUGUAUGGCUGGUUAUCAUGAGUAUAUUUUGAAUUUGAUACAAUUAUAUUCCUCAGAUCAGCAGCGUAACAAUGUUUUUAACACAACCAUGCUUAAACAAAAGCUUAUCACCAGGAGGCUGCAAGGAGAUGAGAGGGACAGGAGGUCAUGCAGGUAUUUUCUUCUGCUCAAAUCAAAGAGGGAGUGCAGGAAGAGAGUAACCUAAUUUUUUCUGUAAGUGAGAAAGAGGGCAGACAAAAGGUUUGGGUAAAACCCAGAUAGGUAAGAGAAGGACUCAGUUGUUCGGUUAUAAUUCUGUUUUGGAUGUAACAUAUAAACACAGGUAAUGGGUAGGGCUUUUUUUCUUUGCCCUUAUAUUAACUGUUCUCUUUGGAAGCUUAUUACCAGUAAAAAGACAAAAAAAUAAGACUAUAACAAGGAUCUUGCAAGUCAUUACAAUGAGAAACUUUAUGGAAAUGACUUUCUAUCGCACAAUUCUGAAAAGCUUUCUUAAAAUAAUGACAUGUCUCAGAACAAGUAAUGACUUUGUAUCUCUAACCUUUUUAUGCAGAGAUUAUACAAGGCCAUCAAACUCAGUGCAUCAUUAAGAAUAAAAUAGCUGUAAAUGGCCGUCUCAAUUGUCGUAAACCGUCUUAAAGGGAUGGUACGCAUUUUUUUGAAGUGUGGUUGUGUGAUGUACUUAUCCAGUGGGUGUAUUAGCAGUGUUGGCAUGGAAGCUAAAUAGAGAACUGAUGUGGUCUAAUGUAUUCUAGCCACUUAGAUAAAGGCCAACAAGUUCAGUUUAAGGAAAUUUAGAAAAAAAUGAAACUAUUUAAUAUGCCGUCAGACAGCCUUUUUAUGUUUACCUGACUGGGAAUUGAAGAUAUCAAUGCUUUUUCAAAGCCACCAGACUCCAUUGAGAAAAAUGGUUAUUUUACCUUACAGAACACAGGAGUUGUUUGUCUACUACUGCCUCAAUUGUUAAGUUUGUUUUUGUUAUUGCGUAACUCUGGUGAUUAAGUGUUAUUUCUAAAUCACCAAAGUCACAGAAUUAAUGCAAACAAAUGUUUUUGUUAAUGGAGAUUGGCAACUUUGAAGAGAGCAUAGAUAUAUAAAAUAUUCUAAAUAUACAUACAUUUAAAUGUCUUCUGCGCUGGUACUCCUGCCUGCUCCUCCACACUGGGGGCUUGCCAUCUGCUAUAAGUAAUACACUGACUGAUUAAAUACCUCGUACAGCUUUACUUCAACCAAAUGGUACUUAAGGGGUCUAAUCAGGUAAAAUAGGUAAAAUCACCUGUGUUGGGGCCUUUAAGGUUAAGUUGAGCUUUAGUGUAUUUUGAUGAUUGACAGUUUUUUAAAAGUAAUGCUUUGUAGCGCUGACAGUCCAGUAAGUGCAUAAGGGAAACCUCCAGUUAGAGAAAAGCUGCCAUGUUUUUGCUCAUUCACUGCAAGAAGAUGGAGUUUCUGACUUUCCAACGCAGUGCUAGGACCAGCAGCCUCUUCUCCUCUGUCAGGGCGACCCUCUCCAUUAUCACUGGGCUGCUUUCAUUCCUUCCCAUCAUCCCGCUCACUGCUCUUCCUCUGUCAGCUGCUCUCAGGCGAAAAAACCUGCAGCACCACGGUGGACUCCAGGAGUCAAGACUGAUCCCAGGACUCUAAACCUCGUGUUCUCUCUUUUCACCUGACUCGCUGGCGUGUGUGGUGCAGCUGAGUGAAAGGCAACCUGCCGACAUGCUGCGUUUCUUUCUAGGACUUUAGAGGAACCCUCAUUCAUGCGAUGUAGCAUUACGUGCGUACUAAGCCCAGAUUGGGUUGCUUUUGAAGUGUAAAUAUCUGAAACAAGGUGGUAGUUCGAGUCAACGCGGAGAGAGGGACACUGUAGUUUGUACGGGAAAGAAAAACACCCACUAAAACCUUCAGCUUGAAAAAAACCCACCUCCCGAAAAGCCUUUUUUUUUUUUUUUUCUCCUUUUUUUUUAAAAACACUCAUUAUUUAUUUAUCUUUUUAAUAGUUUAUCUUUAUGUUGGGAUGGGACUUCUUUUUUUGUUUGGGUGCCAUUUCAUUCAUCAAAAACCUGCUGCAGCCUCUUUUUCGUCCGUUUUUAAAAAGGGUAUUUGUUCAGGAACCUGCUAAACAUGAAGGACACGGAUUAUCAAGAGACUUUUUUUUUUUUUUUUUUUUUUUUUUUAUGUUUCUGCUUUUGUCCCGGUGUUAUCCUGACAUUUCAGUCUCCUUUAAACUUAACACUUUAAGUUUAAAAACUGAGCACUCUUCUUCUUCCGAGCUGUUUUAGAGUGCUAGCACUGCAAAGCAAAAACUUGUAUUGUUACGACGAACUAUGAACUAAAGUCAUGUUUUUCAUUAUGCAUUGUUUAUUUCUUUAUUUUCUAUUUAUGUGGUAAAGUCCCCCUUUUUUACGUUUUCAUUUGAGUUCUGAUGGUUUCAAUAAAUUGGAGAAAGUGUCAUUAAGUUUAAAAUCAAGUGAAGGUUUUCUUUUUCUAUUUCCUCCUUGAUCACUUAUUAACUUUCAUCUAAAUAGGGAAAGAUGUCAAACAGGCUAAAAUGUACACUCAAACAAAAUGUACGUUUCUACAACCAGUGCUCAAAAUAUAAGGAACAGCCUCCAUAUGUUGAGUUUGAACAACCAUUAACACAAUAUCUUAAAUGAAUUUCUCCUGACAAGGAAUAAGGGAAACCAAUUAUUUCAUGUGAAGAGCAGCUGUUCCUGUUAUCUUUGACACUCUUUGGUGUGUUUCAUGGAGGAGUAACAUUUCAGGAUCAAAGGUUUGUGGACACUGAUCUGGAUUUCUGACUCCAGAUCAGUGUCCCCAUCCUCAAAAACCUUUGGAAGUUAACAGAACUGACCCCUGAUCUGAGGGACCCUGGUUUACCUGGCGGAUUUUUACUGCUGGACUAGGAGGCAGCGACCGAACCUGCCACGGGUUUGGACCUACAGUCGACGCUGUGGCUGGCUUUAACGCCUAAUGUGAAUGUGCCUAUCUGUAUAUACUGAAAGUGAGUGAUUGUGACUUGAGUCUGAUGCUAUGUGUGUGGGCUGAUCUGCUGAUACGGUCAUGUUAAAUAAAUGAUUUCAUUUUCUAA